Dreissena polymorpha is the source of this 2537-nucleotide messenger RNA. RefSeq lists its product as uncharacterized. The transcript is spliced from 9 exons. The record is from RefSeq and is a predicted model, not a curated record. Gene Ontology annotation, molecular function: ubiquitin-protein transferase activity. Bases 486 to 2204 code for a protein of 572 amino acids. Lineage: Eukaryota; Metazoa; Mollusca; Bivalvia; Myida; Dreissenidae.
AUUUAUAAUUUGGACACUGUUAUAAGUUUUAUGUUUAAUCAACAACAUAUUAUUUGCAUAGUUCUUCCAGGAUUCCCAGCUCAAUGCAGCGGUUACUCAUUUUGUGAAUGUUGACCAAAAGCCUUAACACUGUUUAUAUGUCUCCCGGUCUAUACUGGGGAACAUAUUGUUUUUGCCCUGUCUGUUGGUUUGUUGGUUUGCAUCAAAUUUUAACAUUGGCCAUAACUUUUGCGAUAUUGAUAUUUGCCACUUGAUAUUUGAGUUUGACGUGCAUGUGUAUCUCAUGGAGCUGCACAUUUUAAGUGGUGAAAGGUCAAGGUCUUUGUUCAAGGUCAAAUGUCAAUUACAUGGGCGACAUAUUGUUUUACAAACACAUCAUGUUGUUUUUUAUUCUGAAUGUUCACUGUCAAUGGAAAUAUUUUUGCAGAAGGAAACACUACAUUAUCAUGAGUAUUCAUACAUUUGUACAUGUAUCAAUAUAGAUAAUGGGCAUGAUUGGGAUCCAGAGAGGCAGAAAAUCAAAACCCAAAACCAUUUUUCUGCCUUUGUGUUCCUCGUUUCCAUCGGUCAGGUUCUUUUCUGCCAAUCAACAGAGGACAAGAGGUCGUCCUGUGUAUGUAAUUUCUCGAGAACAGCUGGAAUUCUUCAUUGAAGCUGGCUUUACAAGACGACAAAUGGCAGAUCUUCUGCAUGUGUCUGACUCAUCGGUCAAGCGAAGGCUUAGAUCCUUUGGUCUAAAGCUGAGGCAGACAUACUCGGUGCUGUCAAAUAAUGCAUUAGAUGAUCUUGUUCGAGAAGUGACCCAAGGGAACCCGUCCCUUGGUCAGAGAAUGGUUCAAGGCCUGCUGCAGAGCCGAGGACAUAGAGUUCAGAGGCAGAGAGUUGCUGACAGCCUAAUACGAGUUGAUGCCGCAGCAGUGGCUUUGAGAUGGUGUCAUUCCAUAAGACGACGGGUCUACAAGGUUGCAGCACCAAAUUCAUUGUGGCAUAUUGAUGGAAACCACAAGUUAAUCAGGGAUGUUUCUCAACCAGAAGACGAAUAUGGAGACACUGAGGUACCUGAAAUAAGAACGUCAACAAGUUCAGGACCUGUGACAACAUCUGAAGAACUCACGCAGAUGCUGCGCGAGCAAGCGAGGACAUGCAUCAGACAGACAGAUGAAGAUCCACUGACACUGGAGGUUCGCAGGAAUUUUGUGCUGCGGGAUGCUCUCCAGUAUAUAAGAGUUUCACAGGAGGACCUACACAGCCCCCUGCACAUCCGCUUCCUGGGAGAACAAGGCAUCGACCUGGGAGGGUUGAGAAGAGAAUUUUGGACACUUUUUCUGUACCAGGUGUCUCAUUCGACAUUUAUAACUGGACGACCGGGACGUCUGGCCUUCCAGAAGAAUUUCAUUGAACAACGUAAGCGGACAUUCUACUAUCUUGGGCAGUUAGUAGCACUGUCCGUCUUACAGGACGGUCCCGGUCUGCCGAUUUUCUCGGAUAUAGUGACCGACUACAUCCUGGACCGUGACCGUAGUGUAGUGAGCGAGGGGGAUCUGCCAGAGCACCUUGCUCAGCUGAUAGAACAGAUGAAGGAGGCCGAUAGUGACGCUGCAGCACAAACACUCUUCCAACAGAUGUUUGAUGAAGCUUGUACUGCUGGGUUUCUAAUCCCAUCCACCAGCUUCAACAAGAGCUUCAUACCAGCCCUGGUUGGUGCCCUAGUCAAUAACCUGGUUGAGAGCAGUCGGGUUGAGCUUGACCAGUUUGUCGAUGGACUGAAGACUCAUCAGGUCCUUGAGUUGCUGCGUUUGAGGCCUGAUGAUAGCUACUGCAUAUUCAGCGGCCGAACAAAACCGGUGACUGUAGAAGCAGUUCGCUUGCUUUUGCAUUUCCGAUAUCGGACUGGGAAUCAUGCAGAAACUGAUCAGCAGACAGCUCAAGGUUUUCUGACGUUCCUCCGAGCUACCAAAGGAUCAACUGCAUCUGUCAACGGGGUUAAGCUACAGCCGAAUGACGUGCUGAUGUGGCUGACGGGAUCAGCGACAAUGCCGGCAGUGGGCUUCCAUAAAGUUAUUGAUGUGGAAUUUGGGGACACGCUUCGGGUUAACACAUGUGCCCUGGUGUUGACGCUGGCUGAAGUGCCACGCGAAGUUGAAGAUGUUGUGCAACAUUACUCCGAACUGCUCAUCAAUAGCCAGACAUUUCAAGCGGAAUAAUUUCCCAAGAUAGUUUAAUACAUCAUGACUCAUUAGGAAAUUGUGUUAUAUUCCUUUUCAUGGGUAUAUAUGGAACGGUUUUCGGUAAAAAUCAUUCGUGGUGAAUAUUUACAUUAUGACUGAUGUUAAUUCUAAUAUGCUUCAUGACAAUUCCAAACAUGCCGGUUGUCUAUUCGUUUAUACUUUAUGAUUGUGGCAACAUUACAUCAUUGAUGGUGAAUAUAUACAUUAUUCCUGAUGUUAAUUCUAAUAUGCUUCAUGAAAAUUCGAACAUGCUUGUUGUCUUUUCGGUUAUACUUGAUGAUUGUUGCAACAUGCUUGGUGACUUUCCAA